Molecule: messenger RNA, 1194 nt
Organism: Desarmillaria tabescens
Lineage: Eukaryota; Fungi; Basidiomycota; Agaricomycetes; Agaricales; Physalacriaceae
Product: glycoside hydrolase family 61 protein
Exons: 13
Coding region: 1-1194 (397 amino acids)
Source: RefSeq, a predicted model, not a curated record
AUGAAGUCUUCUACUGUUUCUCUCAUUCUUGCCAGUGCAGCCUUCUUCGGAGUCGCCAAUGCUCACAGUCGUGUUUGGAGUGACUGGGUUGAUGGUGUUGACCAGGGCGCGGGUGCUGGUGUUUAUAUUCGUCAACCUCCAAGCAACAGUCCCGUCAAGGACCUAACUUCAGACGACGUCUUCUGUAAUGUUGAUGGCACUACUGCAGCGUCUAGCACCAUCUUCAUUGCAGCUGGUGAUACUCUUACUUCAGAGUGGUAUCACGAUACCCGUGGUGACGACAUCAUCGCUUCCAGUCACGUUGGCCCCAUCGUGGCUUACAUUGCGCCUGCCGACGCUACCCCAGGAGAGGAUGCCUGGGUCAAGAUAUACGAGGAAGGUUACGACGGUAGUGAAUGGGCUGUUACUAAACUGAUUGCCAACGAAGGCAAGGUCGAUAUUACCAUUCCUUCGACCCUGGCUACCGGUGAUUAUCUCUAUCGUAUUGAGAUUCUCGCCUUGCACGAGUCAGACACACUGUACACCGCCAACUCUGCUCGUGGUAUUCAGCUCUACCCUUCUUGCCACCAGCUCACCGUCACUGGAUCCGGCAGCACAAGCCUCCCGAGUGGUGUUCCUUUCCCUGGUACCUACACCGACGAUGAACCUGGCAUUUUAUUCAAUGUGUACAACGAAGAUGCUUCUACCUACGUUAUUCCAGGACCCGAUGUUUGGGACGGAACCUCUUCUUAUGAUACUUCUGGAUAUACCGAUGGUUCCUCUGGUUCCUCUAGCUCUUCAACGGCCACCGCAGCCGCCGUUGUCUCCAGUACAACUAGUGCUGCAACUGUUAUUGCGACAUCGGCUUCUGCUUCUGCAACCACCGCCGUUACCUCCACCAGCAACGUCAUCGUAUCAUCUUCCGUUUCUUCUGCUGUUUCCUCUUCUGCUGCUGUCUCUGCUACCGCAAAAUCUACCUCUUCCGUAGCUACCACCGCUACGACGGCAGCUGCAACAGCUACCUCUACCUCCGGUGUUGUUGAUGCCAACGUCUGUUACAACAACCGGAACACUUGCGUUGCCAAAAAUCGCCCAAGCACUGAUACUACUGCUUGCGACACCGAGAAGACUUCGUGUUUGUCCAACGCGGAGAUCAACUACAAUAUGGUUACCCGUGCCAAGCGAGAUGGCAAGUUUGGGAGACUACUCAUCUAA